Molecule: messenger RNA, 1919 nt
Organism: Anolis sagrei ordinatus
Lineage: Eukaryota; Metazoa; Chordata; Lepidosauria; Squamata; Anolidae
Gene: SHMT2
Product: serine hydroxymethyltransferase 2
Biological process (GO): tetrahydrofolate interconversion; L-serine catabolic process; folic acid metabolic process
Cellular component (GO): mitochondrial matrix; mitochondrial inner membrane; BRISC complex
Molecular function (GO): zinc ion binding; pyridoxal phosphate binding; cobalt ion binding
Source: RefSeq, a predicted model, not a curated record
GCCCUGGGUCCUCCCUCCUGCUUGCCACCAGGGCUGGCUGGGACUCCCUUUGCCCGCCAGCAACAGCUGAGCCCAAGACUUGGUGCUGCUCUGCUCCUGCUAUGUUGCCUUUCCCUUUGAAACACUUGGCCAAGCCUCUGCGGAUAUGCUGCCAGGCUACAGGGAGCUUGCGGGCCCAGCACAGCAAAGCAGCUGCUGCGUCUGCCAAAGAGUCACCAGGAUGGACUGGGCAGGAGAGCUUGUCUGAAAGUGACCCGGAGAUGUGGGAGCUGGUGCAGCAAGAGAAGGAUCGACAGUGCCGGGGACUGGAACUCAUUGCCUCAGAGAAUUUCUGUAGCCGAGCUGCUCUGGAAGCCCUGGGCUCUUGCCUUAACAACAAAUACUCAGAGGGCUACCCUGGCAAGAGGUAUUAUGGUGGAGCUGAAGUGGUUGACCGCAUUGAGCUGCUAUGUGAACGCCGUGCCCUUGAAGCCUUUGACCUGGAUCCUGAGCGUUGGGGCGUGAACGUCCAGCCCUACUCCGGCUCCCCUGCCAAUUUUGCUGCUUACACAGCUUUGCUGCAGCCUCAUGAACGACUCAUGGGUCUCGACCUCCCCGACGGGGGCCACCUGACACAUGGGUACAUGUCGGAUGUCAAGCGCAUCUCCGCCACGUCUAUCUUCUUUGAGUCCAUGCCCUACAAACUGAAUCCGAAGACAGGGCUAAUAGAUUAUGAUCAGCUAGAAAUCACUGCCCGACUCUUCCGCCCACGCAUCAUAAUUGCGGGCACCAGCGCCUAUGCUCGCCUCAUUGACUACGCCCGCAUCAAGAAGGUGUGUGAAGAAGUAAAGGCCUACAUGCUGGCUGACAUGGCUCACAUCAGUGGCCUGGUGGCAGCCAAAGUUAUUCCAUCUCCCUUUGACUAUGCUGACCUGGUUACCAGCACAACUCACAAAACGCUACGAGGAGCAAGGUCUGGGCUGAUCUUCUACCGCAAAGGCACCCGUUCUGUGGACAAAAAGACCAACAAAGAGAUUCCCUACAAUCUGGAAGAAAAAAUCAACUUCGCUGUCUUCCCUUCUCUGCAGGGGGGCCCACAUAACCAUGCCAUUGCUGCUGUUGCUGUGGCACUAAAACAGGCCAGCUCCCCCAUGUUCCGGGAGUAUUGCCAACAGGUACUGAAGAAUGCCAAAGCCAUGGCAGAAGCGUUGCUGCAGCGAGGAUACACUCUUGUUUCCGGAGGUACUGAUAACCACCUGGUGCUUGUGGACCUGCGGCCAAAAGGCAUUGAUGGGGCCCGGGCCGAGCGUGUGCUGGAGCUGGUGUCCAUCACAGCUAACAAGAACACCUGUCCCGGAGACAAGAGUGCUUUGACACCUGGUGGCUUGCGCCUUGGAGCGCCUGCACUUACAUCCCGACAGUUCCGGGAAGCGGAUUUCCAGAAAGUUGUAGAGUUCAUGGAUGAAGGAAUCCAGAUUGGACUGGAUGUCAAAAAGAAAACCUCCAAGCUCCAAGAUUUCAAAUCCUUCUUGCUGUCUGACCCAGAGACCAAGCAGAAGCUGUCUGACCUCCGGCAACGAGUGGAGACCUUUGCCCGUGCCUUCCCCAUGCCUGGCUUUGAUGAACGUUGAGGACCCAUCCCGGUCAGAGACUGGCUAUUCACUACUCUCAGAUGGACAGGACUUGCAAGAGGUCGGAUGCCAGCAGUUCUUGCAGCCCUGUCCCUGAGCGCCAGCCAAGCGGGGGCCCCAUGCCACCCACAAGGCCACUUGCCUUGGCUACCUUCUCCUCACCUCCCAGUUACCAUUUUAUAGUGACUCAAACAACUGACCUCUUUUUUGUUUACAUCAGGACUAGUCUCUGACAUGUAAAAUUGCUGGCUCGUUAUGCAAGAUGGGUUGUAAGAAUUAAACAACUUCACUUCCUUUGACUGAACUAAA